AUGGAACUCGACUCCGACAGGGAAGAUUACCUCAAUAUCGAGGAAAAUGUCUAUACUCUGCAAGAUGUAGAUUGCAUCACUUUCGUAGAGAAGUAUGCGCACCCUCUGUCAAGUUGCCUUGAAUGUCACAAGGGCGAUCAAGACCUUUGCCGCUUCAAAAAUUUCAGACGAAUAGCACUGUCCGCUGCGCGUGUCGGUGCUGAUUUGCUUGGGGGUAGAUAUACCCAUUGGAAGAAAGCUGAUUCGACUACCCCGGACUUCCUCUACGCAAAGUCCUUUACCCCUCGGAUAUCGAGGCAAGAUGUCAAUUAUUUGAAAGCCUCCAUUGCGAGAGUACUCCUUCCUGAGGUGAAGCGAAGCUCUCAAGCCCUCAAUAGCUACCAAGGGCCAGUUAUUCCGAUGUCAAGAUCAGCCCAUUAUAAGGAUAUAUGCGAUAUUUGCGACUGGCCUUUAGAUCUUGUGUCCUGGAUUUGCAAGACCUGUGGUUCAUUCUCUUGUCUACAAUGCCCUAGAAUGACGGGGGGGUGCUGUGCCGCCGAUAAUGUCCUGGCAUCUGCCAUGGAACCAGAGGAGCUCCGGGAUUUUGAACGUCAGCUCCUCGACUUCUCCUUGCUACCUGUUGUUCUUCCUCGGUCGCAUGAUGGGAAAGAUCCUGGGUUAGACUCUAUCCUCGAGAACACAAUCGACCCAAUUAAACGUGUAGUCCCGACUCUCCACGGCCAGUGCUCACUAGGCGAGUUCAAUUCAUUUUGGUCGAUGGGUGUCCCGCUAGUCGUCAAACUUGGAGGAGAUCUACAAUGUGACUGGUCACCAAUAUCUCUUGCCACCCUCUUUGGUAGCGACAAAUGCACCGUAGUCGAUUGUGAGGAUCGGGGUUACAAGGAGGAAUGUCUGGUUGAUGAAUUCCUUCGAGUAAAGCUUCCACGUCGUCAAGGGCGUAUACUCAAACUCAAGGACUAUCCCCCUGACACUACAUUGAAAUUGAAGUCAUCAGAUCUGGGACGCGAUUUCAAUUCAGCCGUCCCGGUGUGCGAGUAUUGCAGCGACAGUGGCCCCUUAAAUAUUGCAAACUAUUUCCCCAUCAACUAUUCUUGCAUGCCUGACCUCGCGAUGGCAAGUCGGCAAGAUCGCCGUCAGCACGGCAGUACACGUCUGCACAUGGAUAUUUCGGAUGCCGUAAACAUCAUGGCAAACAUCGAUGGUGAAGCUCGGUGGGAAAUAUUCACAGCGGAGGAUACUAAACUACUCGGUUCCUUCAUCAAGUCCCGGUUCAAAAAGCUGAAAAAAUGUCGAGCAGGAGAUUCAGUUAACGCCUACCAUGUCUACCUAACACCGGAUCACCUUGAAGUUCUCAGAGUCAACUACAAGAUUGUUCCGUUCACAUUUCACCAGUCUUUUAGAGACGUGGUUUAUAUUCCAGCUGGAUGCGCACACCAGGUUUCAAACAUCACGCCUUGCGUCAAAGUUGCGAUGGACUUCUUGUCACCCCAGAGCCUCGAACGUUGUUUCGAAGUCGAUAGGAUGUUUCGAUCUUGUAGCCAAGCCACCGACACGUUAGAGCUCUACAACCUGCUCAUACACAGCUGGAUGGCACUAACAUUUUACGAGACAAUAUACUGUGAGGCACAGGCCCCCAUACUUCCCAGGCUUCCGUCUGUCCCAAGGAUUGGCGUUACAACCCACGCGGCGAUGGCAACCGGCACUGUUCCCAAGCCUUGUCAGAGCAUGUCCGCGCAACAUGAUGCUGAUAAUGAGCACGGUGUUCCCCCCAUGGAGUCUCUCUGCUUUGGAGAAGUCCAUUCUGAUACCACACUCGAGGAUAUUCAGCCAACAGCGGACACUCCAGCUGACCAGCAGUGCCGGACUUGUCCAGCCGACGUUGCAAAUGAAAACGUCCCACCUGCGAUGCCUAUUCCUGCAACAGUCGCACUACCCGGGCUCUCGCAGCCAAUGUUUACCGUCGCGCCAACUUUCACCGCCAUAUUUCGCACUAGUGUCUUAGGCAAGCGUAAGGAGAGGACCUGCGUGACAUGUCAACAAAAGUACCCAGAUUGUCCUGGUGCUGUUUUGCGGAAGAGAUGCCCUUUUUUUGGUACUUAG
Pleurotus ostreatus (oyster mushroom) is the source of this 2100-nucleotide messenger RNA. RefSeq lists its product as uncharacterized. Gene Ontology annotation, cellular component: chromatin; histone deacetylase complex. Gene Ontology annotation, molecular function: transcription coregulator activity; chromatin DNA binding; histone H3K9 demethylase activity. Bases 1 to 2100 code for a protein of 699 amino acids. Gene Ontology annotation, biological process: regulation of transcription by RNA polymerase II. The transcript has 7 exons. The record is from RefSeq and is a predicted model, not a curated record. NCBI's taxonomy places the organism in Eukaryota, Fungi, Basidiomycota, Agaricomycetes, Agaricales, Pleurotaceae.